Serpula lacrymans var. lacrymans S7.9 is the source of this 345-nucleotide messenger RNA. RefSeq lists its product as uncharacterized. The record is from RefSeq and is a predicted model, not a curated record. NCBI's taxonomy places the organism in Eukaryota, Fungi, Basidiomycota, Agaricomycetes, Boletales, Serpulaceae. Bases 1 to 345 code for a protein of 114 amino acids. The transcript has 3 exons.
AUGAAGGUGGCGACUCCGAGGGGUCCAGUCUUGAUGAGCAUAGCAGGGACGAUCACCAAGAGACCAAUAGAAGCACUGAUAGAGUCCAUGGAUGUUGACAAUCAGGCAACUGAUGGUAGCAAAGAUGGGUCUAACAACUUCAUUCCAUCUUGUUCCUCAGAGUCAUCUAGUAGCAAAGAAGGCUCCGCAAUGUUUAUCAGCUGCAAGGAGCAAGAUGACUUGGAAAUGGAAACACAAUCAAAGGAUGAUCAUCUAGUGAAGAUCCCAAUCCCCCUGUAUUUGUCUGGUGUUGUUGUAUGUAUUGCUUUUGUGAACAUCCAUUAUGUUGUUAAGAACAAAGCUUAA